Messenger RNA from Westerdykella ornata, 618 nucleotides. RefSeq lists its product as uncharacterized. Bases 139 to 471 code for a protein of 110 amino acids. NCBI's taxonomy places the organism in Eukaryota, Fungi, Ascomycota, Dothideomycetes, Pleosporales, Sporormiaceae. The transcript is spliced from 2 exons. The record is from RefSeq and is a predicted model, not a curated record.
UGUAUGGAUGGGACGAGAGACGAGGUCUUAAUGUUGGAUGGCUGGGGUUGUGAUGAUCUCGUGUACAAUACGAAAAGGCAAGAAUAAUAAUUGAAUUGCAAUCUUUUUGCGAUAUUUUUGGUCUCCUGUCGUCUUCGAAUGAAACCAAUCCCGACUUCGCUGUCGUUCUACGUCUCCUCGUCCAUAUGUUCGUGGAUCUGCUCGGCUUGUUAUUCGCGGUGCCGUUCCAUGAAGCCAGUGACAUCACCGCCGUUCAUUUCAGCACUGUGCAUGGAGGCAAUAUUUGCCGGUCAUGAAAUGUAUUGUAUACUAACUUCGAGACGCUUUAUCAAAGCUAAGGCUCUUCACAUACGGUCGAAGAGAAAAGUUGCUGCCUCUUCUCGCCUCGCGUGGGACCGUUAUGCUUGUCCAAUCGUUAGGCUAGUACCUAAUGUAGGCCUCUUUCAUCCGACCUGUACGAGAAAUGUGUAAAUCUGGCACCAUCACUAAACAGGCCAAGUCUCAAGUGUUCGAAUAACAAACAUCAGUCUCUCUUCUUUUUCCAUGUCGUUAUAUAUCUUACUGGUCAACAUAUUGGUAAAGCAUACACACCACUGACGGCAAGCCGAACGACGCCUC